This is a messenger RNA of Folsomia candida, 5298 nucleotides long. RefSeq names its product tachykinin-like peptides receptor 99D (gene DopEcR). Gene Ontology annotation, biological process: G protein-coupled receptor signaling pathway. Gene Ontology annotation, cellular component: membrane. The record is from RefSeq and is a predicted model, not a curated record. The transcript is spliced from 13 exons. Gene Ontology annotation, molecular function: G protein-coupled receptor activity; peptide binding. The coding region runs from base 1342 to 2319 and encodes 325 amino acids. Lineage: Eukaryota; Metazoa; Arthropoda; Collembola; Entomobryomorpha; Isotomidae.
UUGGAGUGGGUUGAAGUAUUUAAAUCUGAGGUGAGGUAUCCACUCGAGCAUUACAUUAUUAUGAGGAACCCACUGGUGAGACACCACACUUGCAUGGAUUGAGCUCAUGCCAGAAGCACUUGAGAGAGAUUUGGGAAGAGCGAGAGAAGGGAGAAAGGAAAGCAAUCAAGAAGGGCUCUAUAGUCAAUUUUCUCUGCUAUCAAAUCAACUAUUUCUUGACAAAUAUGCGCAUGGGUUGGAUUUCUAGUGCGAUUUAGACGAAAACUGGGGUAUAGAUGAGAGUAGCUCCACUUCAGUUUGUAGCUAUUUGUAAUACCAGCCUCUAGAACGCGGGUGAAAGUAAAAAGUAGGAAGGGUGGAGAAAUCACUGCAAACGUGAUGCACAAAUUAUUGUGGCCGUAUUAAUUGCUUAUCAUACUUCAACUUGAGAUAUAUGUAGGCUUCUCAUUCUAUUUGUGUUAUCGUCUCUAAUAAUACAUACAAACUUUGGACAAGUAUGUAGUUUGUACGUCUCGUAGAUUUCACAAUGCUGAAUUUUUUGAAAAUUCAUUAAAGACAAACAAAGAGCUACAUAAGGAUGCAUUUGUCAGGAUUUUUGUGUUUUAAGUAUAGAGAAAUUUGCAAAUAUGGGUGACGUGGUUGGUGGACUGAUGAAAAUUAGGUAGCUGUAAUGUUCUGGAGCCGGGAAGACGGGGAGGAGUGGUGGAAGGAAGGCGCAUGAAUCACAGACUUCGAUCCAUCCGCUGGUGGUGUGUAUUGUUGGUUGUGGUGGUGCCAGAGGUGGUUUGUCGACUGGAGAAAGUGGUGUUGAAGUCAUAACUAAUCCCUGCACAUCUCCAUCCAUCUCCUCCACACACUCACACAUUUGAACAUUUCCCCAUCGUCCACUCAAUCAAGUUCACCACUUUCACUCUCGUUUUUAACUUUCACCUUCGCCUCCCCCCAAUCCCACUCGCUCACCACCACCACCGUCAUUUUGGACACUAACUCGCUCCUAUUUAGCACCCGUCACCACUAACCAGCUUGACCCUCGCCUGGUCUUCGUCAUUUUUACUCGCCUCGCACCACUCACUGACCCAGUCACAAAUUUUGCUUUCCUUCAGUUCCCCCUCAAGAGUGACUUUUGUAGAAUCCCGUUGUUGUGACGGGAGGCGAAUCUGUCGAGUGGGGUGAUUUUAUAGAUGAAGCUCGCUUUCAUGUCAGCCUCCUGCAUUACUCUUCGUGUCGUAAAAAUAACAUGAAAGAUUAAUCGUCUCAUCUACGGUGGAAAGCUUCCACACAAUCAGAUAGGAGCGGAGCCACACGAGUGCAAAGUGUGCUACCGUUCCCCAUUACUUGCCCAUGUUUACCAAGGAUGGUAACAUUAUUAUUUUCUCCGAGGGAAUGGGUGGGAUUGAGAUUCCGUUUGACAGUCUCAUCCAAGCCAUCGUCGUCCUCUCCAUUGGAGUACUGAUAAUUGUGACAAAUGUGAUAAUCAUUGCAACCUUCAUAACAUCACCAGGUCCUCGAGAAGUAUUGAGCUACUACUUGCUGUCGCUGUCGGUCGCUGAUCUCCUGGGGGGGAUUUUAGUGGUUCCACUAUCCGUCUAUCCUACAUUGAUCAAAUAUUGGAUGUACGGUGAUGUCUUGUGCAAGGCAUCGGCGUACCUGGGUUCAGUUUUAUGGUCAGCCUCUGUUUACACCCUUAUGUGGAUGAGUGUAGAUCGCUAUGUCGCAGUUAGAAAGCCCAUUCGGUACGAGGUGAUCCAAACCCGAACGCGUGUGCAGUGCUGGGUGGCAGUGUCAUGGGUCUCGGCGCUGAUGUUGUGCAGUCCGCCGCUCAUGGGGUUUCGCGGAGCCGACUAUGAUAAGCAAGCGGCCGUUUGUCUCUUGGAAUGGAAUGUUAUGCCGGCAUAUGCAGCUACUCUCGCUAGUCUCAUUCUUGGUCCGACAAUCACCACGAUGAUUUACACGUAUUUCUUCAUCUUUGCUGCCAUGAAACGUCUCAAGAGCGACUUGCCUGGCAUGGAUAAGGAAUAUGUCUCUGCGUUAACCGAAACAUUAGCAAAUCCUGCUCACUUAACUUCCUUCAUCCUGGUCGUCUUCUUUUGGAUUUCAUGGCUUCCAUUCCUUGUCAUUACAUUUUUGGAAUACCUCACCCAGUGGAAAAUUCAGGUUCCUUUCCUCCAUUUCACAGUAUUUUGGAUGGGCUUGUGCAAUUCAUUCUGGAAGCUAUUCAUUUACGUGACGGUCAACAAAAAUUUCCGGUUUCACCUGCGAGUGUUUUGUCUGUCUUUGUGCUGUCGAGCAAAAAGUCGACUACUUCAGCACGGUGAUUGACUACACCGGGACCGGGUUGGAGUGAGAUUUCUAUCAUUAAUUCCAACCUUUGUUAAGCACUCGUUUUUUCGACUGUGUUCUGACAAUCGUGACAUUGCCACUGCUGACGAUGUCUAGAGGAUUCCAGGUUCUCACACUACUGUAUAAUCCAAUGCCUUUUAGCGUGUGUUGUUAGCAGUUUUACUAUAAAUACGUGAGUAGAAGCCAAACUAAAGGAUAUUUGAGGCGCAGGGGUAGAAGAGAAUAAUUACUCGUUCAUCUAAUAUUACCAAAUUAUAUGUAUGCAUAGCUUUACAUUACUUGUACAUCUACCUCGCUCUGACUGAAAGAAUAGGCAGGCAGUCAGUCACUUUCUCUGGAGAGGAAGUUUCUUGUGGAGUAAUAGGAAUAGGAAAAAAGUGCUUGGCUCUGGCAGCCCAGUGCAGUGGUGCGGGAGUGAAAGCCUUUCACUGAAAGGUGGUGAACUCGGUGGUGAUGGGACGAAGGUGGGUGGUCGUGGGAAAGUCGGACGAGAUUAACGAGAUGAGAACAAAUUACACCGAAUUACAGACUUAUUUCUUCACGUUCCGUUCGGCAAAUUGCUUCCGUCAGUCAGGACAAAGGAAACCAAUAAAAACAGAGCUACGGACAUUAAAACUACUUUCAAUUAAAUUCAAUAAUAAUAGAAAAUAGCGGAGUGGGUUUUUCGAGGUAGAUGCUUGUUAGUCCAGUCUUCGAUCUACGUAGUCAAUUAAAUGUACAUAGGAAAUCUGCAUUAUGCAUUGACUUGACUUGAUUGAUUUUAAAACUACAGAGAAUAUUUAGAAAAAUGAAUUUAUUACGACGAGUCGCCAACACGUAUAAAGUGUAAAAUAGUAUUACUCAAGUUAUUUUCGUGAACUGCAAGUUAAAUGAGGGGCACGGAGUUGUGUGAUUAAGUAUGUAGUAUUUUUAAACAUUUAGUACUUACCUAAAUAGAGGAGGGGGAACCAUUACAACGUUACUAAUAUUUUAUAGGUUUCUUCCUUUUCUUUGUUGUCAGCAAUCAGUUAUACUACAAUAGCAUCGAACAAUGAACGAAUUGAUCUCACAUGGCUAUGCACCAUAUUUAUGAUAAAUAUUUAUAGCAAUUUAUUAGAUCUUUUUUACAAGAAAAAAUUUGCGAACGACUGAGUUAGAUUUUAUUAUAUUUGCAUUUGUUGACUUAUACGGGUUAAAAAUAUUAGUUAUUUACGUAUGUAUUUCCGACUCUGAAGUUCCGAUUGCAAUGCAGUUCCGAAGAUAUUAGACUGCAUAUAUACCAAAACCAUAUCAAAUGAAUAGGACUAAAACUAACAAAACUCCAACUUACUCAAUGAUCCGGUACAAAUGAACAAUUCAGGAGUUUUCAAAAAAUUACAACUACUACCGUAAUCAGUGUUACGUACUCGAAUGUUGUGUAACUUCGGUUCAGAUACUAAUAAUAGCGAUUUCUUUUUCACCAUAAUUCACGGAAGAAAAUAACACUGUUAUGCAAGUAGGGAGCCUAUUUAUUAUUUUGUGCUGUAUUUAUGCGAACGACAACCUGGGUAAUAUUUAAGAGUCUUCCGAGUAUGCAAGAUUGACGACGAGUAAAUUAUCUACAUAAAUAGGUUCCAUAAUCUUUGAAUUAUUUAAAUGUUUAGAGGCCACGUGCGAGAAAGAGUCUCGCAUGCACUUACUUACAUACUUGAAUUAAAUAAAUAGAUCGUCUUUACAGCUACACAGUGACAAUUAAGUAUUCCGGACUGCAGUGCAAUCAGGAUCGGUUUGUUGUAGUUUUGACAUUACAACAAUGACUUUGAGGAAUGGUAUGGGAUAUAUUACGUGGUUUUAAAAAGAGUCAAAAAGGUUAAUCCAGUGUGGAUUAUGUUACAUACCUGGAACGCUUAUGCAUAUAAUCUAAGGAGUUUUUACAGACUUUAAAGUAACUCGAAUCAAUAUGAAUGUGUCAAUAUAAAGAGUAUUUAGAGUAGGACUAUCUGCUAAACAAUGUGAUACAGUGUUGGUUUGCAUACAAUUAUUCUCGAUAAAUAAAGAAAUAUGUCCCAAAAAGUAUUAAAAAUUAUAGCACACCGCCCGUUAUGAGUACAGGAAAUGGCGAAUCCAACAAUGUUUAAAACAUGUACACAUGUAUUUGUACUAGUUGAUGGAUUCUCGUGACUAAAAAAAUGUUCAUAUAUAAUAAUCAACUUACUGUAUUCUGAAAUGAAGCCAAACUGCAUCGUACAACCAACAUUCAUUCAACGUCCAAGUCCAAAACCUUGAUGGUAAAGGGUAGUAUUUAAACAAUUUGACAUAAUUCAAUGAAGCAAAAUAAAAUCAACAGCGAUUUGAUAAUGUCUCAGUUGACCGUCAACAAGAUGAAUUUACGAAUUCUAUAAAGCAAUAUUAUUAUUACUAUAUAAUAACGUCGGUAUAAUAACGUCGGCUAAACUUGUAUUAUUAAUAAGAAGUUUUUAACACAUGAAAUAUAUAUAUUCGCUUCCCGUGUUUAGCGAAAAAAAGUAGUUCUAAAUUAAUUGUAACUUGAAGUUUUGUCACAAAACUUUUGUGUACAUCGCAAAUUUAAUUUUGUUUCUAGUUGUGAUUAUAUGUAUAUACGCGUAAUUUACAUAUUGCAAUCUUUGUGUUGUACAGAAGAAAGAAAAUGUUAUUUUAGGCGUUCUACAUAGUAUGAAGGUUAAAUUUGAAUCAUUUAGUUAAAUCCAUUCAUAUAUCUGUUUUCAACCUUCAAACUACAAACAAUCAACGCCAAAUAGAUUGUAUUAAAGGGUUGUUACAACCGCGUUAAAACUAGAUAGUGAAAAACAUUAUAGUUUUAAAAGUGAGUAGUUUUUUUGUGGACAGGACAAACAAAAUAAUGUUACUAUCAUACAUGAUAAAAGUUAACCGAGAGUAAAAUGUAUGUAGCACACACAAUGUUCCAUCCGAAACAAAAUGUGGUUACCAUUUUGAAUAAAAAUUACUGUUACUAAUUUA